Molecule: messenger RNA, 858 nt
Organism: Macrosiphum euphorbiae (potato aphid)
Lineage: Eukaryota; Metazoa; Arthropoda; Insecta; Hemiptera; Aphididae
Source: the annotation of a GenBank genome assembly
AUGGAUUUAGGUGAAAACAUCAUAAUGAAACUCUACGACUGUCGCCGCGUUCAAUCGGCUGUUGCCGUCGACCUGGACAAAUUGAGAGGGCACCUGUACGUGCUGGACAGCGGAUAUGACAACGUCAAGUGUCAACCGAAAAUUAUCGUUUAUGACCUGAAGACUUACAAAUGUAUACAGUCGGUGGAACUCGGUGGGCUCAACGGCUCGGGACUAGCCACGCUGGUGGUGGAUGCAAGACCGUUCAAAGGCGAGACGAAGGUGUACGUGGGUAACGCUCGCGGCGGACACAUCACCGUGUUUGAACCGGACAGGAGCGUUUGGUACAUGGUCGCAUUAAGCAUCCAGAACCACGGAGGGGCAGUUAUACAGGAGGACUACUACGGACCGGAAGUCGACCCGGACGUGCCUGCAGAAUGCAUCGCUCUCUUCAAGCGUCAGUCGUCCGUGUACUUGACGUCGAGGCGCUCUCACGACUUGUACACGGCUUCGUUAAAGGAUCUCCGGAAUUUGACCUCUUACAUCACGCCUAGCAUAAAGAAUGGUGACGUACUUCCGGUUGGAUUGCGAGUGCGCUGGGAAGGCGUCAAGCUGGGCGUUUCGGGCGGGUUUUACGCUGACAUACAGGGUGGUCUCAACUACGUGUACACCAGAGAUUUCGUGGCAGUCAGAUUGAGUAUCAUGAUGGGUGGCGUACCAGUCGCAGCUGAAGACCAUAAGGUGCUGUUGCAGUCAUAUGACCUGUUACCGGCGGUCACAAAGAUUUUCACGGAUAAUACGAAUUAUAGGCAGGUGUGGGCCCUAAACGCUAUGCCCAACGCGGAAAACCGUCACCUGGUCAAAAUUAAUACGUUAUAA